Schistosoma spindalis is the source of this 2085-nucleotide messenger RNA. The record is from the annotation of a GenBank genome assembly. NCBI's taxonomy places the organism in Eukaryota, Metazoa, Platyhelminthes, Trematoda, Strigeidida, Schistosomatidae.
AUGAUGCUGUCAGCAGACAUUUUACAGUUAUCGACAAUUUGUUGUGCCAAUGAUGCAAGAAAUAUCCUGCAGAUGUUAGGUUUACCACUACCAGUUGAACUACAGAUGUUGAUGAUCCCUAGAAUUCUGCGUAAUCCCACCAACCAGAUUCGUUACUCAGAUGUCAUUUUGUAUGCAGCUUGUGCACUGGAUUCUACAGUCGUGACUUCUUUCGAGGCGAGCUCCGGACCAAGUAGAUACGACUUUUUUCUUGGAGGAGCUUGUAAUCCCACUACUUGGAGGAAAGAAGUGGCUAUUCCGAUUCUCGACCGUCUUGGCCUCACAUAUUAUAAUCCGCAGGUAGAUGACUGGUCACCUGAACUCAUGGAACUGGAAAGGAAGGCAAAAUCAGUGUCGGACAUACUAUUGUUUGUUUUUGAGAACUGGAGAACAAGAGGAUUGGUCAGUCUUUUGGAAGCGACAUACCUUGCUUCUCAAAAGAAGCCACUAGUUUUAUGCAUAUCUAAAGUCGAAUGCACCGAUCUUCCUUCAGCAGCUGGUGAAAAUAUUUCCAAAUUGGAAUAUCACUUCUUAGAAGAGGCUAUGAAUUGUUUUAUUCAAAUGAUUAAGCGUCUCAAGAUACCAUGUUUUUCAGAAGUCAAAACUGCUGUAAAUUAUGCAGUACAUAAUAGUCAUUUAAGGCUUAAAUUUGCAGAAACUAUAACAAAUAAGGACAAGGAAUUAAUGAAUAAAAUACUAUUUGUAUCUAACGUAUUUCACGAAAUAAUCCGGCAAACUCCCAAGUCAGCUGAUAAUCAGAUCGUGUAUGAGCAAGUUCAUCAAGGAUUCAAGUCAUUAAAUGUUGAUCUAACCAAUGAUAGGAGUUUUAUUACUUAUUGGGAUAAGGUUAGUCGUUUUGACUUAUUAUCUUCAUUGUAUGCUGAGCACAUACUGAAACAAAGUUCUCCAUCAUUAUUGGUUAUCUUAAAAAAAUAUCUUUCCAUUAAACUGCUGAGUAAUUGGGAUAAAUGUGAAUGCCUUGUAGGCGAACAAUUGGUGAAUUUAUCUGAAGGAACUCAGUCGUGUUCUGAAUUAAUGGAAUCUCCACUAAGCAAACAACCACUUGAUUCUUCAUCACAGCUCAACCCCUGCUUUCUUAGCAAUUCAAAUUAUGUUUCGAUUAAUUCCAAUGUUCAAACACUAUCUAUAUCUCGUUAUUCAUCAUUACCGUUACCAAAAUCAAAUAAUUAUAUGAAUUUGAGCAACAUUCAACCUUCUAAAAAUGUAAUAUUUGAUAUUUAUAUUGCUGGAAUAUUGAAUGAAAAUAAAUUCAGUCAAUGUUUACUAGAUAAUAUUAUUUUACCUAAAUUAAUUCAUUCAAAUUUAUCAUAUUAUCAAGCUGUACAAAAUAAUUUUCAUGAAUCAUUUGAUGGUAAUAAGAAUUUGUCAAAAUUUUGUGAAGAUUUAGAAACUAAACAGUUAGAAAUCCGUAAAAAUUGUCGAAGUUUAUUGUAUAUAAUUGAUAAUAGUUCUUUUCAUUUAAUUACUCUAAUGGAGGCAGCCUAUUCUAUAGGAUGUCAUUUACCUGUAGUUCUUUUCAUACAAAUGUUUAAUUCUUCUAAUGAAACACAUGUUAGUAGUUGUAAUAUUUCUCAUGAGAAAUAUGAACCUAAUUCAAUUCAACAAUUUAUAUACAAUGACUGUAAAGUACAACAAUUUUCUAUUAAUAAUUUUAUUAAUAUUAACAUGAAAAAGUGUACUAAUAACAGUGAUGUUUCAAGUGAUUUCACUGGAACAAAUUCUCUUUCCAAUGAACAAUUAUCAAUUAAAUCUAAUUCUUUGGAAUAUGGCAUUGUAAUUGAUUCACAUCAUUCUGUUCAACAUUCUACCAAUAAUUUUAAUUGUUUAAGGGAUAACAAUAAAUCUAUCAAUUCACAUCUACAUGAUAAUAUUUCUAUGAAAUCACUUUCACAACAAGCUAUUAAAGAUUAUAAUCGUGUACGUAUGUAUUUAAUUGAUUUAGCUCAAGAAUUAAAUAUCCCUGUUGCAUACGAUAUUGAAACAGCUCUUAAUUUGUGCAUCUUUAAACUAACAGCACAAGUUUAA